Planococcus citri (citrus mealybug) is the source of this 2477-nucleotide messenger RNA. RefSeq lists its product as uncharacterized. Gene Ontology annotation, biological process: G protein-coupled receptor signaling pathway. NCBI's taxonomy places the organism in Eukaryota, Metazoa, Arthropoda, Insecta, Hemiptera, Pseudococcidae. Gene Ontology annotation, molecular function: G protein-coupled peptide receptor activity. The record is from RefSeq and is a predicted model, not a curated record. The transcript is spliced from 2 exons. Bases 265 to 1332 code for a protein of 355 amino acids. Gene Ontology annotation, cellular component: plasma membrane.
CCUACACAUGAGAUAAAUCUCGAUGUCUAGAUCUUCUCCUGAAACCAUCUCACCACUAAUUGUUUUAGUAGGCUUUUAACUUGGAAAAUUGAAUACAGUGGAAAAAAUGAUUAAUGAAUGUGUUCUAUUUACUUAAUGAAUGAUACAAAUGUAAUUUUUUGAAAAAGUUAUUCGUUUUUGAAAAUUGAACGCGGUAGGUAAUUAUUUUCAAAUACUACUUAGGUAAACUUUUUUCUUUGAGUGUCGGUAUUUUGAAAAUUCAAGAUGUCAUUGGAAGAACCAUUUUGUGGAACCACAUUCGCAAAUGUGCAUUUGUAUUAUUUACAGAACCUACAAGAUUUUAUAGACAUACCAAUAUUCAUAAUCGGUGUGAUCUUUAACAUAUUCAACAUCCUGGUGUUCACAAGGUGGAAUAGGAAAUCACCGGUAAACCUAAUUUUCACACAUUUGACGUUUGCAAAUUUAUCAGAGCUGUUGGCGUGGAUAUCCUUCACAUGGGUAGCAUUGCAAUAUAACAGCAUCAAGGAAAGAAAUUUCGAAGAAUGGACUUAUACACAAGCAGUAUUGUUAUCGCGAAGCGGUGAAUUGGGAACCAUUUUUUACCGCAUAUCAAUGUAUAUUAUAAUUAUGCUAGCAAUAUGGAAGUAUAUAGCUGUAUUUUAUCCAUCGAAGGAAUCUGAAUGGUGUUAUAUGAAAACUACACGCAAUACGCUGGUAGCUAGAUGCAUUUUGCUUUUGAUACCGCAGUAUUUGUCACAUAAUAUUGAAACGAUCAUACAUCGGAAGGCAGAGAUUCACUUAAACACUGUUAAAACCGAUUCCAUUAUGUACACAGCGUCACAAAUUAUCAAAGUUGGCUUGUACGAAUUAUUUCCAUCACUUGUGUUACCAACAUUAGGUAUUAGAUUGAUCGUCAAACUAUGGACGAAAAAGGAGCACCCAACUCAUUCUUCCAACGUUGAAAACAGCACAGACAAUGUCGAAAUGAACCAACAAACCAAUCGAUCAGUAAUCAUAUCGAUGAUAAUUGCGGCCCAAUGUUUAAGUUUCGUGAUUCCAUUAGGAUUAGUCGACCUAGUACGUGCAGUUUUUGUACGCAGUCGUUUUUCAACUCAUAACGAAUGUGUUGCUAGCUUCCGAGUGAUACUCAAUCUUUUAGAUUCCAUUAAUAAAUCUAUUACAUUUGUAAUAUAUUACGCGAUGGAUCAAGAUUUUAGAGUCACAUUCAAGUCUUUGUUCGACAAAAAUAAUGCUUCUUUUUGGAAACUAAAGUACGUUUCUUUGAGCAAUACGAGAGGGGAUGAUGAAAGAUUAGAAAUAGAUCGAGUUUAACACAGGUAUGUAAUGUUAUAUAAAUGCAACUUUUGUGGUGAAAAAUGUGGGUGAUAACCCAGGUGAAGAUUAUUGGAUCCCCGCGGAUCAGAUCUGUUCAUUCCUAAUCAGAUCAAAAUCAAAUAAGAGACCUGAUUGGAUCUGAACGGAUCUGAUUAGAAAUGGUCUUGAUUAGACCAGAUCAGAUCCGAUCAGAUUCGGAUGUAAUACUCAAAUACAAUUAUAUGUAUUAGACAAGAUCGGAUUAGACCUGCGCAGAUCCGAUCAGAUCCAAUCAUCUAUCACUGGGAAGAUUUUUAAAACCAUCAAAAAUAUUUUUCAUUCAAAUGUGUGAGUUUUGGUGCCUGUCAAGAGAAAAAUAGCUUCCUCUAAAUAUAUUAUAGAUUAAGCAAGGUUCAUGUUUCAUGUAUUAUCUAUAGGUAAAAAAUUGAUGUAUUUAGGUAGGUAUCAUUAAAAAAUCCUCGAAUUAAAAAAAUAUACAAAUAAACUGAGGCUGUGUGAAAUUAUUAGGUACCGGAACAAGUUACCUAGCUAAUUAUACUUAUUAGUUUUUAAUAGCCUUAUGGUAGUUUUGAAUUCAGCGUUUUAAAAAAACGUAUAAAACCAGUAUUUGCAGAAAAUACAUACAAAUUUCGAUUUCAAUUUCAAUUUUCAAAAAUUUUAACAAAAUCUUUUUCAAAUCCAAUAGAUACCAUACAUACAUGUUCAACAAAUCUUACCAAAAUUCAAAAACAUUGAAAAAAAUCCCAAAAUUGUACUAAAAGGUCAUCUAAAAUGGAUUAGUUUGUACCGGUAGGUCGUGCGCCCGCAGCUACCACCAUAAGUGGAAGUUGUGAGCCCAUAUACGUAGCAUCGCGCAGCUCUAUUAGCGGCGCGAUCUAGCGGUGUAGUUCGAAGAAGCUUCACCGAUCGGAUGCUGUGAAAGCAGCAUCAGUAUGUUUUUGAUAGCUUUAGCUACAUCACGUUGAGACUGAAUGCCUGCUAUGCAGAUGAGUAAGCUCAACUUAGGGAUUCGUUUAUUUACUGUAGUAAUUGUGUCUUUACUCAUUCGCUUGUAUAUUUUGUGUAGUCGUGUAUAUAUUGUAAUAGAGCAGCGUAACUUAGUGAAGCUGUCUCUGACUCUCGAAAUAAAGCGUCUUAAAGUA